AUGUAUCUGAGAUUGUUUAUUUCGAAGGAAUCUUUCUCUUUUCUUUCUUUUCAAACAUUCCGAUGCCUUUUUCUUUCUUCUCUUAUUAAUUUAAUUCUUUCUUUCUUUCUUUCUUCCUUUCUCAAUCACAUUUUUUUAAUCAUUUACUUUUCUUUCUUUCUUUCUUUCUUUCUUUCUUUCUUUCUUUCUUUCUUUCUUUCCCAAUCACAUUUUUUAAUCAUUUACUUUUUAUUCUUUCUUUCUUUCUUUCUUUCUUUCUUUCUUUCUUUCUUUCUUUCUUUCCCAAUCACAUUUUUUAAUCAUUUACUUUUCUUUCUUUCUUUCUUUCUUUCUUUCUUUCUUUCUUUCUUUCUUUCUUUCUUUAUCACAUUUUUUAAUCAUUAUACUUUUCUUUCUUUCUUUCUUUCUUUCUUUCUUUCUUUCUUUCUUUCUUUCUUUCUUUCUUUCUCAAUCAUGUUUUUAAUCAUUUAUUUUUCUUUCUUUCUUUCUUUCUUUCUUUCUUUCUUUCUCAAUCAUGUUUUUAAUCAUUUAUUUUUCUCUCUUUCUUUCUUUUUUUCUUUCUUUCUCAAUCAUUUAAUUAUCUUUCUCAAUAAUUUAAUUUUCUUCCUUUCUUUCUCAGUCAUUUGUCUUCACUCAUUUAUUUUUGUUUGUUUGGUUGUUUGUUUCUUUCUUUCAUUUGUCUUUUUCAAUCAUUUAAAUUCUUUCUUUUUUUCUUACUUUGUUUCUGUCAUCUUUCUUUCUUUCUUAACCAUUUAA
Messenger RNA from Acanthosepion pharaonis, 756 nucleotides. The record is from the annotation of a GenBank genome assembly. Lineage: Eukaryota; Metazoa; Mollusca; Cephalopoda; Sepiida; Sepiidae.